AUGGACUGUCCAUUAUUGAUGGGAAGACAUGUAUGUAUUUUGGGCGAUUGCCAACGGCUUCACAACGUACGGGAGGAAAUGUCGCAUGCUGGGCGUCCGAAUGAGACUUUUGCGAGUUUGUUAGCAGUUGUGAUGGUAGUGAUCAGUGUCCGUCCGUUGGACUUUCAUGCUGUUGCUGCUGCCAAAGUCCCUUUACAUUUGGUGUUCAAGGAAUUUCAUGAAGAUAGUUUAUUUUUUGAAUGUUUAGAAAUGCGUGUAUUUCCAAAAAGUUGGUUGUUAGACGGCUCGUUGGUUUAUGCCAACCUAAACUAA
Molecule: messenger RNA, 312 nt
Organism: Enterobius vermicularis (human pinworm)
Lineage: Eukaryota; Metazoa; Nematoda; Chromadorea; Rhabditida; Oxyuridae
Source: the annotation of a GenBank genome assembly